CUUGCCCUCGCGGCCCUUGUCCUCUCCAUCAUCAGCGCGCCCAUCACCCGCUUCAGGUUCAUCAUCGCCGCAAACGGCGUCAAAUUUGGCGUCUUUGGAUAUUGCGCCAAGGCAGGAUGCAGCAGUAUACAGAUUGAGUAUGCUACAGACGAUAUCCUUUCUUCGCUGUCAAGUGCACUCAAAAGGCAGCGCUUCACCUCGCCCUUCAAUCUGCCUAGUACCACGCGAAAUAACUUGAGCAAUGUCCUGCUCGCUCAUCCUGUUGCAGGUGGCUUGACGCUCGUGAUGCUCUUGCUGUCCAUCAUUGGACAUUCGAGCAAGGCGUCUGGCUCAUCCCGCUAUCACACGGCGCUGCUUAUCCUCAGUUUCUUGACCUCCCUCGUGACGCUCCUCGCAUUUCUCGUCGACAUUCUCAUUUUUGUGCCCAACUUGGAUUGGGGCACCUAUGUGACGCUUGCUGCCACUAUCCUGAAUGCUGGUGCGACGCUUGCUCUGUGUGUCAGUCAACGGCGACUCAAGACGCGCAAUGCAAUGCGU
Protomyces lactucae-debilis is the source of this 537-nucleotide messenger RNA. Its product is annotated as actin cortical patch SUR7/pH-response regulator pali. Gene Ontology annotation, cellular component: growing cell tip; plasma membrane; cell division site. The transcript is spliced from 2 exons. NCBI's taxonomy places the organism in Eukaryota, Fungi, Ascomycota, Taphrinomycetes, Taphrinales, Protomycetaceae. The annotation marks the transcript as partial. The record is from RefSeq and is a predicted model, not a curated record.